Molecule: messenger RNA, 1158 nt
Organism: Brugia malayi
Lineage: Eukaryota; Metazoa; Nematoda; Chromadorea; Rhabditida; Onchocercidae
Gene: Bma-cir-1
Exons: 8
Coding region: 1-1158 (385 amino acids)
Biological process (GO): negative regulation of DNA-templated transcription
Cellular component (GO): nucleus
Molecular function (GO): transcription corepressor activity
Source: RefSeq, a predicted model, not a curated record
AUGGGGAAAGGUUUUCAGAAUUUUAUGAGCAAAAAGGAUUUCCAUCCAAGUGCUUGGUGGAAUAUCAAGAAGGUAUGGGAAGCACGUCAGAAAGAUGAGAUGGAAAAAAAACGUCAGGAAGAUUUGCGUGUUGCAUACGAGCGAGAACAAGAUAUACUCAAUAAUAAAGCUCUUCUGGGAGAUGAAAAGGCACGUAUGGGUCUUUCGUUCAUGUAUGAUGCACCUCCUGGUAUCAACAAAAAAGAAGAAGAUAAACCCGAACCAAAAUUCGAGUGGCAAAGAAACUGGGCCAAAAAUAAUGAUGCCAUAACUGAUCAACCCUUCGGCAUACAAGUACGUAAUGUUCGAUGUGUGAAAUGUCACACAUGGGGACAUUUGAACACAGAUCGUGAAUGUCCGUUAUACAAUAUGAGUGGAAAUUUCGAAGAUCCAGGGUAUGCAAAUAAUCCAUCUGAUUUGUUCAAACAGCUGCAGAAGGAUCGCACAGAGGAAAAGGCGUCUCAAAAAACAAAAGUGAAAGAAGCACUGAAAGUUCGAUCAACAAAACAUGUUAUUACUACUGCGAAUGAUGAAGAAAAUGAAGAACAAUGGGAAGAGUUAACUUAUGAUCAGUUAGCAGAGAAUAUGAAAGAAGAGCAUGGGUUGACCCUAAAGAACAAUAUAUUUCAAAAUAUGCGUGCUGAGGAAAGCAUAAUGAACAUGGGUUUAAGGUCAGAGCAGGAAAAAAUGGCAGUAUUUUUCAAUACUCUUAGUGAAAAAGAAAAACGUAAAUUAUCAAAAAAACUUCUAUCAGCUACAAGUGACAGGAGUGAUAAAAAGAAAAGGAAUAAACGGAUGAAGAAAUCAAAAUCUGAGAAAAAUGAGAAAAAAAAACAUAGAAGGCGAAAAAUUGAAGAUUUCGGUGAGUCGUCAAUGCCAGAGACUGUUCAUGAUGAAAAACGGAGAAGAGUAGACAAAAAUGGAAAACACAGAUCUCAUGUUGGUUUGGAUGGAAAAACGGGCUGCUUUGAAGCAAAGGAAUUUGGAACCACGAGACGAUCAAGAAUUUCAUCAUCACAGUCAACAGACAAGACAUCGAAAAGGCAAGACAUCGAAAUCGUUGAGAAGGCAAAUCGUUCACGUUCGCAUCAUAAAUACCACCGUAGUUAUGAUCGGUAA